This is a messenger RNA of Ilyonectria robusta, 3168 nucleotides long. RefSeq lists its product as uncharacterized. The record is from RefSeq and is a predicted model, not a curated record. Lineage: Eukaryota; Fungi; Ascomycota; Sordariomycetes; Hypocreales; Nectriaceae. The transcript has 4 exons. The coding region runs from base 1 to 3168 and encodes 1055 amino acids. Gene Ontology annotation, molecular function: protein binding.
AUGGAACAUACAGAUGAGCUCUGCCGUCUCACUAAGAAAUGUGCUUCUUUAUUUACGGCCAUGGCCGAUCAUCCAAAGCUAUCCGACGAUGACUGGCUUGAGGAUCGUGCUGCUGACUUUGCAUGGUGGUCACACGGUCUCAAGGCCCAGAAGACGGGCCGAAGCUCUCUCGACUUUCGGUUGAGAAACCGUCUGGACAUUCAAAAAGUCAUAUCCGGUCUUCUGCACAGCUUAUUUUCGGCUUUAGAAGAAUAUUUACAUAAGCUGUCAUGCGAUGAUCCGCCUCCCCAUAAGAACGAAACGGAUGAAGAGUUAUCCGACUCCGGUGACAGCGCGAGCGAUUCUCCAUGGUCUGAGUUUUCGGAUGAAGAGACGAAAGGGAAGGCGAAUAUAACCCUGGUAGCAUCCCCCGACUCUGACGACUCUGGACCUAAAUUCUUCAUCACAACCAACCUCAAUCUGCUCGCGAGGAUGUCCAUCGCAAUCAGGAGGUCGGGUACAAAAUUAAGAUACUUGAAAGCAGAUGAGUAUCUGAAGACUCACAUGGACGAUAACGAGUACAUCGAGUUGAGGAAGCAUCUUUGCUUCCUAAUUCAGGUUGGCCCAUACGAGCAACGUCUAUUCAACGAACUUGGCCGCCAGGUUUCUGCAGGUCAGCUGUCACGAACAGUCGAAAUCGUGAUCCGUGCAUGGAUUUUCGAUCCAUCCCGAAUCACUCCUAUUCAGCAACAACUCAUCGAGACGAAUGUCACGAGGAGGAACCGAAUUAUUCAUGCAAGGCGCAUGUUCGACAAGGAUGCUUUCCCGACGAAACCUAGAGAAGGUCCGCCCAUUUCACAAAUAUCAGAAGCACCGCUUCCGCCAAUUAUCCAGCCAGAGCAGGUUGAUCGCAAUAUAAAGAAGCCCAACAGAACCAAAUCUCCGGGUCAGCCGUCCUCCCAACACGUUGAGUCAACAAGAUCCUGGACUGCGACGGAGCUAGGAUCUCGAUUUGUCCUGCCUAAUAUCCUGCCAUCUAAAGCAAAAGAGACACUGUCCAUUGUGACUAAAAUGACGCGGACUGGUUUCAAGCAAGAUUACCCACCCUGCCCUACUCACCAGGGUAGCUUUCAAUGCCCAUACUGCGUGCAGGUGCUCCCUGAAGAGUACCUAUCGAAAUGGAGAUGGAGGGGACAUGUUGCACAAGAUUUGAACCCAUACUCAUGUGUAUACGGAGAUUGCCCAGAUCCUCAAGAGCUCUACGCCACAAAAGAUGAAUGGAUCAAGCAUAUUACAACCCAACACAGCACCCAGCGUUGGGUUUGCGAUCAGUGCACCCUUCGGGGCGAUUUAAGUGAAGACCUCGUAUUUGAUGAUGAGACAGACUGGGAACAACACAUGAGCACCUGCCACGGAGGCGAAUUCAUCGAUUCUCAACGAGCACUGCUUUUGAGCCUAAGCAGGAGACGACUCACUGAACCAAUUCAAUGCUCCCUCUGCAGUCGUCCUGCCGGCCCCGUAAGGCCGGAUCAGGACGACCACAUUGCUGAACAUCUGCAUUCUUGGGCGCUGAUAGCGCUUCCUUGGGACUUACAUACGAAGGACCAACACUCCUCCGAUUCUCCUGACUUGGGCUCUAGCAAUGAUCUGGCCAGACUUUCGAAUAUGAGCGAGUUUUCAGAAGACAAUCAAGUUGAUGGUGACACGGAUAUUGAAGAGAACCUCAAACACGAGAUCAUUAGCUGGGUAUAUGGAAGUCCCAAUCUCGAUGCUGCUUUUGCGAACCGCUUCAAAGCUUCAGUUGCUGCACUCAGCAGGUGUCUGCAGGACUGGGUCACGGGUGCUCACCCAGAUGAGCAGAACGAGACAUUGCUACAACAUUUGAUGACGAUCAACCGGACUGGGGCAGGCGUUGUCAGCAAGAACCCUCAGCAAUCACCCCCCGAGCGUGACGCUGAAACAGAUCUAGAGAUCAAAAUAGAGACAGUUUUGGAAUACUUGGACACAAUAUCUGUCGGAGGCCAUCAAGAACAGCCUCAUCAUUUACACUACGAUGACACGAAUGACUUUAAAGAAGUCUGGGGGCCGCUUUCGAACACUACAUUCUCGAAAGUUGAUGGUGAAGACGUACCUAUCAGCGACACAGAAAGGGAAGAGCUUCUUUUGCAUGACCGCAUCCGUGUUGUACAGUCUAAGGACUCUAACGAGCGGCUACUAUGGGCUCGCGACGUCCUGAUGUGGGAAAAGGUUGCUGAAAGAAACUGGCGCAUCGGCAUCGAUGUAUACGCUGAAGAUCCCCAUGAUAUAGGGCGCGAACUAAGGGUCGACGCUAUGGAUAUCAUCUCUUCUCUGUCCGAGCAGGGACACACAGAGGCACUCUAUCUGAAGGGAAUGUGUCUCGAGUACGGCCAACUUGGCAAUUCAAUGGAUAUAGCUGAGGCAUCUGUCAGUUAUCGUCAAGCAGCGAGUCUUAGGCAUGGGCGUUCUGAAUUCCAAUUAGGUUGGCUACAAGCGGAAUCCGGAGACUGGACCAUGGCUCUCAAUCAUUACGACAAAGCUGUAAACCUAGGAGACUCAGCGGCCAUGCUCUCCAUAGGUUGGAUGUAUCUCAAUGGAUAUCACGGUCACACGAAAGAUCAAGCGCGCGGGCUAGCGCUGAUAAAAGAGGCUGCGGAUACUGCCGACGAAGAUGCACCCCUCAGCGCCUACAUAUAUGGCAUGCUGAUAGCUAGACGCCUGGAAGGUAUUGAGAUCACGGAAUCUUCAUUUGUGAUCAACCCAGAUCUAGCGAGAAAGUAUAUCGCAAAGAGCGCCUACCUUGGAUGUGCCCUGGGCCAAUUUGCGAUGGGGACUGCCUACGAGCAGGAAGAAUUCGGUUGUACUUUCGACCCGGGUAAAUCGCUUCGCUACCUCCAACUUGCGGCCCGGCGAGGAUUGCCAGAGGCGGAGGUUAGCUUGAGUCGAUGGUUCCUGCUUGGCUACGGCAAUCUGGUACCAAGGAAUGAGGCGCUUGCGUUCAAGUACGCGCGGUGCGCUGCGUCGAGUAACCUGCCCGACGCAAAGUUCUUGAUGGGCUGCUACUUUGAGUUCGGAAUAUCUGUUGAUCGGGAUGUGCAAUCCGCAGAGAGAUGGUACAUUGCUGCUCGCGACCUUGGGCACCAAGGGGCUGCUGAACGACUGCGCGGAUGA